Molecule: messenger RNA, 2337 nt
Organism: Larimichthys crocea (large yellow croaker)
Lineage: Eukaryota; Metazoa; Chordata; Actinopteri; Sciaenidae
Gene: nim1ka
Product: NIM1 serine/threonine protein kinase a
Exons: 7
Coding region: 768-2219 (483 amino acids)
Biological process (GO): intracellular signal transduction; microtubule cytoskeleton organization; protein phosphorylation
Cellular component (GO): cytoplasm
Molecular function (GO): ATP binding; tau-protein kinase activity
Source: RefSeq, a predicted model, not a curated record
GCACUCCUCCGGCCGCCGCAGAUUGGUCGCUUCACCUGCCAAGUCGAGCGGAUUUCCUACACAACAGACUGAACCGGGUGCUGCAGAACCAGUGAGCUCAAUGUCACCGGAGAAGAUGAUUUUACAGCGGGGUCGGUGAAAGCUGCUCUCCGCGGGCUACGAAGACAUUCAACAAAGUUGCCUCACUAAACGCCCCAUGGCUGUAUCCUGACACUAUCAUCUGUUCAACCUCUUUUCCUCCAACCCCCCCAUCCAGCUCCUCUUCCCCUCCUCCUCAACCUGUGGCCUAUUUAUACCCUGGAGACUCAAAAGAGCCUAUUAAAGCUCUGCAGACCUCUUCAGCAUAAGACAACAGUGAGCAUGAAUCCGAUAACACAUGGUCGAUCUGAUCUCUAGCCUCGUCACCUUUUCUUCAGCAGCUACAAAUAAGAAAAACUAAGGCUUCGACCAGUGGAAAUUUUUGAGAUGCAACAAUAGUACAACUGGAUAAAUUUUUAGAAGACAAAUUGUCCCUGAUAUUUCACUGUGGUGAGGGGAUUUGGAAAAAUUUGGAUGGGUCCAUGGACUGGAGGUUCUGCCCUAUUACACUAAAAUUACGGAAAACAUUCAUUCAUAACAUCCGUUUGUUGACUCAGUUGUCUAAACAGCUAUGUAAUUUGGACAAAGACAAUGGAAGAAUUUAGCUUCCAAAUGGAUCACAUAUCUGAAGCCCUCCACCACUCUCAGCCAUGAGCUAAGCCCACGCCAACCUGGGCGUCCCUUGCAGGAUGACUGCUGUCUGCCCCUCUGAGAGCAGCCCAGAGGGGGCUGAAGCUGGGGCCGCGACAGCUGACUCCAAGGGGUCGGGGGCAGCAGGCACCGCUGGGAGCAUCUCAGUUUCUGGGGCAGAGACUGGUGAGUCCAAUGGAGACUCUGUCGGAGGUUCAAUUGGAGGCACAGCUGUGGUUACUAGUGGCCAAAGGUACGCCCGCUGGAGCCGUCAGGACAGCUCAGACAUCAACACAGACGAUGAGGGAGCCACGAUCCGCCGCCUCACUCCACUGGAAAGGUUGAACCUUGAUAUGUGCCAGGACGAAAGGGUGGUCCGAGAGCUAACAGUGGGCAGAAGAAUCGGCUUCUACAAAAUCCGAGGAGAAAUCGGCUGUGGGAAUUUCUCCCAUGUCAAGCUCGGAAUUCAUGCCCUCACUAAAGACAAAGUGGCCAUAAAGAUCCUAGACAAAACCAAGCUGGAUCAAAAGACGCAGAGGCUGCUGUCCAGAGAGAUCUCCAGCAUGGAGAAACUACACCAUCCCAACAUCAUACGCCUCUAUGAGGUUGUGGAGACGUUGUCACGGUUACAUCUGGUGAUGGAGUACGCAGGGGGAGGAGAGCUCUACACCAAGAUUACUACAGAGGGGAAACUUUCAGACACUGAAAGCAAGAUCAUUUUCGCUCAGAUCCUCUCUGCUGUUAAACACAUGCAUGAAAACAACAUCAUCCACCGGGACCUGAAGGCAGAAAAUGUCUUCUACACCAGCAGCUCUUGUGUCAAAGUGGGGGACUUUGGCUUUAGCACGCUGAGCCGCCGCAGUGAGACACUCAACACUUUUUGUGGCUCUCCGCCUUAUGCCGCGCCCGAGCUCUUUCGGGACGAGCAUUAUGUUGGCAUCUUUGUAGACAUCUGGGCCUUAGGGGUGAUGCUGUUCUUCAUGGUGACAGGCACCAUGCCGUUUAGGGCAGACACUGUGGCCAAACUGAAGCGAUGCAUCCUGGAGGGGGCCUACAUCCUGCCCUCAUGGGUGCCAGAGGCAUGCCAGAGGGUGAUCAGGGGAAUCCUCCAGCCCAUACCAACUGACCGCUGUACAGUGGAGCAGAUGAUGGGAUGUGAGUGGCUGCUCCCUGUGGACUUCCCACGUGCCAUGGAGCCCUUUAAACUAGAUCCAUCCUACCUAGCAGAGAGUGAACAAUCUGAAUUCGGGGAGGAAGAGAUGGAGGUAAAGGCAGCACUGGAGACACUAGGAAUCACGUCAGAACACAUCCUCAACAACCAGGGGAAAGACUGCAGGAGCUCCAUCACAGGGGUCUAUAGGAUCCUGCUACACCGUGCUCACAAGAGACGGGCUAUUGAGAGCAUGCCCGCAGUCACAAAAGUAGUCGGACCAACUACAAAGAGUAAAAAGGAACGAUUAAAAGUGUACCGUAGUCUAAGGCACACAUCUAAACUCUGUGUGAUUCUGUGACAAAAUACUUUCCUUCACUCUGGAAAUGACUAUAGUCUGGGAUGAGAUUGCAUGAAUUUCAUUAGAAAUUUAAAAAAAAAAGUGCUUUUCAAUCCAGCAGUUUAAAUGGAAAUCAUGG